UGCUGCGUUGCUAUAUAUUUGCGGAACAUUGGCACAUAGUUGAACGUGAUUUGCUCACUGGACAUUUUCUUGGAUAUACAGUUCAUACGUCCUAAUUGGCAGGGCAGUGUGAUCUCGUGCAUGACGGCUCCACCAAGCUGCUAGAGCGAAAUAACUUGACUACAGUCACAUAUAUCAGCAUUAACGGCUGCAUUCAACUCCCAUUAACCUUAAUUUACAUUCUUGCUUGAAUAUAAGUACAUAACGAAAUCAAUUCAGCAAUGAGAAACACGGCGAGUUCAUCACGCCCCAUUGCUGGUACACCAAGCCAACGCAGCGGUUCCGCUGGCCAUUCGCACUUUAGCAGCUCAUUUCGCUCGGGUUCGCCACUGGCACAAGAGUCAAUCGCUCGAGAUAUCGCGGCGAGCUCCGGUGAUGACGAUGCCGCGAGCAUAGACUCGUGCGGGGAUGGCGAGGGCUCCGACAACGAGUCUAAGGCCUCCACACUUCGCCCAACCCACCAGAUGUCAGGCUCUUAUAGGCGGCCUAGCUUCGUUGCUUUCGGGGGAGGAAACAGGCCCGCUAUAGCCCCACAGCAUCCGGAAAUUGAUCAUCCCAGCAAGAGAGAAAUUGCACAGGCAAGGAAGGAGGAAGAGAGCCUGCUGCGAGACAAUCAUCUCGCGCCUCCAAAGCAUCCACGGCCAAAGGAUGAAGCGUUGCCAUCCAGGAUAUAUCGUAGCAUAUUUAGUACGAAAGUACCAAGGGCCAGAGACGACGAAGAAGCCCCUGGGACACUGGCCCAUGGCUCCCCAGCCCAGCCAACUGAAACCUCUCCUUUGCUUUUAAAUGGUGCGCCCGAAUCGGCUAGGGAUAUCCAUGAGAGGACGAAUAGGUUAUGGGAGGAUGCAGUUCGCAAAGGAAAGAUUGAGACGACAUGGCAGCGAGAAGCAAAGACGCUGGCGCAAUAUUCAACCCCUCUGAUUAUUACAUUCCUCUUGCAGUACUCUUUGACGGUGGCAAGUAUCUUUACCGUUGGACGCAUUGGGAAGAUCGAGUUGGGAGCUGUUUCUCUAGCUUCCAUGUCAGCAAACAUCACCGGUUAUGCCAUUUUUCAGGGACUGGCAACCAGUUUGGACACGCUAUGUGCCCAGGCAUAUGGUUCUGGACGCAAGCACCUGGUUGGUCUUCAAUGCCAACGGAUGGUGCUAUUUCUAUGGUCUCUCUCCAUUCCAAUUGGGAUUUUUUGGCUUUUUUCAAACCGAAUUCUUGAAGUCAUAGUACCAGAGAAGGAAUCGGCAGACCUGGCCGGCCUAUACCUCCGCGUCAUAAUUUUCGGGCUCCCUGGGUAUGCGCUCUUCGAGAGCGGCAAGCGUUUCGUCCAGGCGCAGGGUCUUUUCAGCGCGACGACAUACGUCCUCCUCAUCGCAGCGCCAUUGAACGCCUUUAUGAACUGGCUCUUUGUCUGGCGCUUCGAAUGGGGCUACAUUGGCGCUCCCAUCGCCCUCGUAGUGACUCAUAAUUUACUGCCCAUCCUCCUUUUUCUCUACGUCUACUUCAUCGACGGCCACGAAUGCUGGAACGGCUUCAACCACCGCGCCCUCAGCAACUGGGGCCCAAUGGUAAAGCUCGCUCUGCCAGGUCUCGUUAUGGUCGAAGCCGAAUUUCUAGCUUUCGAGGCCCUCGUCCUGGCAUCCAGCUACUUCGGCACCACGCAUCUCGCGGCGCAGUCGGUCCUAGGAACCGUCAGCGCAAUGACGUUCCAGAUCCCCUUUCCCCUGUCCAUCGCCGCCUCGACGCGUGUCGCGAACCUCAUCGGCGCUACACUGUCAAGCGCCGCACGCACCUCGGCCAAGGUGGCCAUCUACGGCGCCGUCCUCGUCGGCCUCUUCAACGUCAUCAUGCUCUGGACUCUGCGCCACCACAUCCCCCAGCUCUUCACCGACGACCCGGAGGUUAUCGAGCUCGUCGCGCGCGUCCUACCUAUCUGCGCGGCGUUCCAGCUCUUUGAUGCGCUCGCCGCUCUGUCGAAUGGGCUCUUGCGUGGCUUGGGGAGGCAGGAGAUAGGCGGCUAUAUCAACUUAUUCUGUUACUACGUUAUCGCGCUCCCGAUCUCGUUCGGGACGGGUUUUGGCCUCGAUUGGAGGCUCGAGGGGUUGUGGAGUGGUGUCGCGGUGGGGUUGGGGUUGGUGGCAGCGGGUGAGGGGUUCUUCCUCGCCACGACAGAUUGGGAUCGGGCGGUUGAGGCUGCGGCGCAUAGGAAUGCGCAUGCGUGAGUGACGGGUUGAAAAGUGUUAAGAAAGGGAAAAGGGCAUUCGAUUGUGGAGGUACUCACAAGAGUUGAUGUCGGCGUUGGCGUUUGUGGCGAAUAAUACAUGGACUGUACUCGUACCAUACCACAGCACAGGAAGAGUAUGUGACGAUUACUUUAUAAGAACUCAAAUCUGCAACGUGCUUUGCCGGACACAGUGAGACCAUACCUCUUAUUGAGAGUCUCUAUUCACAGUCGCUAGGAACACUCACAGCGACACCAAGUCUUAUGGGUAACCCCUAGGCUCUGUCCACGGCUCUGUUCUUAUGGCCCCUACAAGAAUAUCUUCUCUCAAUUUUAUAAUGCGGAGCAUAAAAAUGCCAUCAUUCACAAAAGGCGUACCUAUUUCAAUUCACCCAUGUUAACAACAAAUGAUACGAUGGGAAUCCCUUCUUUGACCUGCUAGCUGCAGAUCAAAAAUCCAUAAUUAUGAGAAUGGUGGCUAAGCCCCUACGACUGGUCUAGGCAGACUUACGGGCGAACUGGGGCAUUCUGCGAGAUCUCGCAAAUGGGAAGGCUUGCAGAACAUCGCGAGGUCUCGUAGCGUCCCACUGUCGGGAUAUUGCCUAGAUGUUGUUCUCUAAGACGCGCAGUUUAGACUCUUCACUGUAGUACCUCUACUCAAAUCAUCACUUUCAACUAUACAGGCUAUAUAAUCAUCAACUCGCGCAAGAACGAUCCUGGGACCGGGCAACCCCAAAGCCAUAACUGACGUUCUCACAAUGUGCUAGGGUAGCGAUGCAAUACAACAUGGGCUAUCUAUUGGCGGGGCUGUCAUGGCCGCCUCGUUGUCACCUAGCACACCUUCGUUAACACCUACAAAUGCUUUAUCGAGCUCGAAAGCAUCAUCGCGUGGAGCGAAAUGGCUCCAUUCACUAGGUUUGCCACUUCAAAACAAGCAUGGGAAAAGUCUAGCAAUAAAUGAUACUUCCAUCUUCGAUGUCUCACGAGGCGAUGAGAGUUUGGAGUUGGACGUCGGCCGCGAAAGUUACCCUCGUCGACAACAGAGCCUUUUCCAGUCCAUUAGUUCAUGGACCUAACCACGGUUUACAGCUUCCCACCAUUCCUAUCAUUAGCAGAGGUGUCUUUACUAGCUACAAUCCUCUCGGUGCCUAGCAGGGCUCUAAAUCACCACCCUUGCCAGCAUAUACAAUUACAAGAUCACUUACUCCUCCUCAACCUUCAUUGAAGGUAUCACACCUCGACCACCUCUCUGUUACCAAAACCGAAGAACCCAAUCUAAACCAAGUCCUUGCAAGCAAAUCUUUCAAGGACCUGCCGUGCAGGAUCACUAACGAAGAUAUCACAGGCUCACGCCCUGUUCUAGAGUCCGUACCAGAAUUCUCUGUCGGGAUUCCGACCGAGGUCAAAUUAGUUAUUGGAAAGGCACAUGAUAACGACAGCACCUGCAACGAUGACAACGACAAUGCCUGCUCUCUCAAGGGGGGUUAACCCCUGAAACAUAAUGACUACAAACAUCGUGGAACCUCGACAACUACGCCACCUCCCUCAGACGCACCCGAAGGCGGACUAGUCGCGACACUGGGAGUGGAAGCUUCACCGCGACUGGCAUGGCGGCGCAACACCCUUCGAAGGCCAAACUUCUUUACCUAGCAGAGGCAAAAACACACAGAGAAACAAGAUCAAGACGUGUUGGCCAUAGAUUCUAGCGAGGAUUCACCUACGGAGAGUUUCACUCCCCUUCCCUUGCUCUGUUGGCACGCCGCGGCGGGGCAUCCCUGGUUCAAUGGCAAGGGGCAUAGAUCACCCGAGGUCUGGCGUUUGUGGUGGAUUGUCUUCUAAUCGCAUCAUAUAAUAUAUGCCAUCCGAGGCACAGAUGCUGCUCGCAACACCUACAACUAUUUUCUCAAAUUAACAAAUUGCUUACAACUUUUCCUCCUAGACCCUUAGGGCUCUACUUCCAGUCAAUUACGCAUUAUAACUCCAAUCUCCAUCCAUUCCUGCUCCUUUCGAGCAUCCCUAAGUGGUGAUGGAG
This is a messenger RNA of Pseudogymnoascus destructans, 4283 nucleotides long. RefSeq lists its product as uncharacterized. Lineage: Eukaryota; Fungi; Ascomycota; Leotiomycetes; Thelebolales; Thelebolaceae. Bases 261 to 2252 code for a protein of 663 amino acids. The record is from RefSeq and is a predicted model, not a curated record. Gene Ontology annotation, biological process: xenobiotic detoxification by transmembrane export across the plasma membrane. Gene Ontology annotation, cellular component: membrane. The transcript has 4 exons. Gene Ontology annotation, molecular function: antiporter activity; xenobiotic transmembrane transporter activity.